Molecule: messenger RNA, 2874 nt
Organism: Suillus subalutaceus
Lineage: Eukaryota; Fungi; Basidiomycota; Agaricomycetes; Boletales; Suillaceae
Exons: 15
Coding region: 74-2815 (913 amino acids)
Biological process (GO): purine nucleobase catabolic process
Cellular component (GO): cytoplasm
Molecular function (GO): allantoinase activity
Source: RefSeq, a predicted model, not a curated record
GUGCUGAAUACUGCAUGUGGUCAAGGAGCUCAAGACUCAUUGAAGUCGAGUUUGUCUGGCACCGUCUAACGUAAUGGGUAGCUCACCGUUGGUGACGCGUCCUCCUUUUCGGCGUUGGGCUCACCUAGUCCUGUUUACCAUCGCACUCGUCUACAUCUUCCUUUUCCAUUCCUCCAUCUUUUCGGCGUUAUCUCAAUCCAGCCCACAAGAGUUCGCCCGUCGCUCCCAGAUCCUCUCCAAAUGUGCCUACAUACGUGCUAAGCCCGGGCCUCCACCCAAUUUCCAUGCCCGCACCCAGAGUGACCGCCUCGCAGAUUCAGAGAACACGACUCCCGUUCUUGUGCCCGCCAAUGACGGGCACGAGGUUCUCACUGGUGACCUCCUCAUGCACCGCGGUCUUAUCAAAGCCAUCGGGGAUGUUCCUCUUUCUCUGAUUCGGCAGCUUGAGUUAAAUAACAGGAAAUUGGAGGUUAUCGAUGCUCACGGAGCGUGGGUCACCCCUGGCAUUGUGGAUUUACACUCCCAUAUCGGUGUCGGUAGUUUGCCUCAACUAAAUGGUGCGGGCGACACGAACUCUCGUAAGGCCCCCAUCUUGCCCUGGUUACGCAGUAUCGAUGGAUUGAACACCCAUGACGCGUCAUAUGAACUCGCCAUAGCUGGAGGCGCAUUCAUAAUAAAGCUUCGUCCUACAGCUGAACGUUCGCCUUCUUCCAUGCUCCUUGAGCCUCCCCGCACGCUCAAUGGCUCUCACUUUGACCACACUCUCACGCCCCGCUGGCGACACAUGAAGUCUACAUGCAUGUGGUAUGUUCCGGAAGACACCUCGUUGUACCCCUCGCUCAUUCACUCACAAGGUGAAAAUCCCUCUCGUGUCUAUGGCAUGACGCGCCUUGACUCUGGAUGGAACUUCCGCGCCGCCUACGAUAGUGCCCGAAAGCUGCGUGACGCUCAAGACGAUUUCUGUGCCAAAGUAGAGUCUGAUUCCUGGGAUGACCUUGCGGGGAAGACAUUCCCUGAAGAACUGCAAUGGGAAUCCCUUGUCGAUGUGCUCCGCGGACGCGUGAAGCUUGCCGUGCACUGCUACGAGGCGGUUGAUCUCGACGGAAUCGUCCGCCUUACAAAUGAGUUUGAGUUCCCCGUGGCGUCAUUUCACCAUGCUGGGGAAACGUACCUCGUUCCGGAGUUGUUGAAGAAGACAUGGGGUGGCACACCUGCCAUCGCGCUCUUUGCAUCCAACUUCCGGAAGAAACGCGAGGCAUAUCGAGGAUCGGAGUUCGCUCCGCGGGUGCUGGCGGAGCAUGGAAUCGACGUUGUUAUGAAGUCUGAUCACCCUGUUGUCAACUCCCCCGCCCAAGCGCACUAUUAUGGCCUCGACCCCGCACUCGCGCUCCUUUCCGUUACGUAUACUCCUGCUGUUGCUAUGGGGAUGGGCCAUCGGAUUGGGAUGCUGAGACCAGAUGUUGUGAUCUGGUCUUCCCACCCGCUUUCGCUUGCUUCAACGCCCACCCAGGUCUACAUCGACGGUAUCCCCCAGCUCUCCCUUCCCGGCCACUAUAUUGCCAAGGGACCCACCACGCCUCCACGCACGCCCAAUUUCGACUCAGAGAAGUUGGCAGCGGUCGCGCACGAGGGUAUUCCCCCUCUUGAGCCUCGGAGCGUCCACAGUGUGAUGUUCGUGAAUGUGUCGGGGCUUUAUAUGAGAGGUGAUGACUCGAGUGGGGUGAUGCGUGUUUCCGAGCAGGCGGGAUUGGUGGGCGUGGAAGAUGGCCGAGUGGUGUGUGUUGGUCAAUGCUCGGAUUUUGCAGAAGGGGACGUCGAUAUCGUGAACCUUGAAGGCGGUGCGAUCACACCUGGACUGACGAGCUUCGGUGCGCCACUGGGGCUCGUGGAGAUAAGGCUUGAGCCGAGCACGAAUGAUGGAAGUGUUCAUAACCCUCUCGACGGAGAUUUGCCCGCCAUAUUGGGUGACACGAUCAUGAGAGCACAAGAUGGGCUCAUGUUUGGUGGUCAGAAUUUGCUACUAGCCUAUCGCAGCGGCGUCACAACAGCCAUCACUGCGCCCUCUGGGACCUUCCUGCAGGGCAUAUCUACUGCAUUCUCACCUGGAGCUGCGCAUGCGGGCGUGGAAAAUGCUAGCAUUGUUGAUGAGGUCGCAUUGCAUGUGGGCAUAAGCAUGUCUUCAAGGGUAAGCGUGAGCACGCAGAUAGCAGCACUAAGGAACAUGUUAUUUGGGGAGGGUGGGGAUAAAGUACUCAGGAGCGUUAGAAAGGGUAAAACCACGCUCGUUGUUGACGUUGAGAGCGCAGACAUAAUGGCGACACUGCUUCGGCUCAAGGAUGAGUAUGAGGCUCAUUCCGGCAGGGAGCUUCGUAUGACCUUCGCAGGGGCGACCGAGGCUCAUAUCCUUGCGCACGAGAUUGCGAGGGCGGGCGUUAGCGUGAUCGUCACGCAGAGCAAGCCAUUCCCGUCAACGUGGGAGCAGCAGAGGAUACUUGCUGGCCCACCGAUCACGCAGGAGAGUCUGGUCACUGCGCUGUUGAAGGCCGGCGUCAAUGUAGCUAUUGGUGUUGUUGAAGAGUCCAGUGCCCGGAAUACACGUUUCAAAGCCGGUUGGUUCCUCCUCACAUCCAAUGGUUUUAUUGAUCGCACGACGGCUCUCGCGCUUGCCACGACAAAUCUCGAGAAGGCGCUCGGAGUGCAGAGGGACAUGCCUCAGGACCUUGUGGCAUACCGUGGCGGGGAUGUGUUUGAGUUUGAAGCCAAGGCGGUGGGAGUUAUAUCGGAAACGUUGGGGCGGAUAGAUUUAUUUGUGUGAUCAGUGAUCAGAGCGAGGAUCUCAUUCGUAGGCUGUACUUCAUCAUAGGAACGGAUGUA